This is a messenger RNA of Papilio machaon (common yellow swallowtail), 678 nucleotides long. RefSeq lists its product as uncharacterized. The record is from RefSeq and is a predicted model, not a curated record. The transcript has a single exon. Bases 254 to 556 code for a protein of 100 amino acids. Lineage: Eukaryota; Metazoa; Arthropoda; Insecta; Lepidoptera; Papilionidae.
UCCUUCGCUCCCGUAAACGUCUUGCACAUUUUCACUGUAUAAUUGUAAUAAACAGUGUCGUAUGACCGUUAUCCAUACUUAUUGGCACGACACACUGCCAGCCGAGGUGCCACACGAUCGUCUACACUCGAAAGCAUCAGCCGCACGCGAAAAACUCCGUUAGCUCGCCUCGAAAUACUUUCAACAACAAAGAAUGCAGUGAACUCAUCACGAACGCUUUUGACGUACAAAUAGGCGGGAAAAUAAAACAGAAAUGGCGGCUAAGUGCGUUUUAUUUAUAACUCUUUGCUUGUUGGUUUCGUUGUGUGAAAUGAAGAAGAAGAAAAUGGAUUAUCCGACGGAGAAACAGAUGGUGCUGCAAAGGAAGGAAACCACGCCGGUUGACUUCACAAGAUUGGUUGUGAUGAGGUUAGUUUAUGGUUUUGCAAAAGUGUUGGGUUUCGAUGAACCUGUGAGCGAAAUACUCGAUGGUGCGUUCGUCCCGCCGGGAGCUGAUGAUGAGGAUGAUCUUUUUGGCGAUGACGAUGAUGAAGAAAGCAUAUUCGAUGAUUACUAAAAAGUGAUCAAUUGGAACUGAUCGUUUGAUAUUUGGUCCUUCGAUAUUUACAUGGUUGUGUAUCAAAUCCGUGAGUGUUCCAACGUUGUCUAACUUUUUAAAAUAAUUUUAACCCAUACCAA